AUGUCAGACUCCAACCACACCGGUACCUUUUUCUUCCUAGCAGGCCUCCCAGGCAUUGAGGCUGUGCACAAAUGGCUCUUUAUCCCUCUGUGUGCCAUGUAUGUGGCCUCUCUGGUAGGGAACAGUCUGAUCCUGUGGGUGGUGAGGUCAGAGCCCUCCCUGCACCAGCCCAUGUACUACUUCCUAUUGAUGCUGGCAGUGACCGACCUGGGUCUGUCUGCCUCCACACUGCCCACUGUGCUCCCCAUCUACCUGCUGGGUCUCAGGAAAGUGGCAAUGGAUAUGUGUCUGGCCCAGCUCUUCUUCAUCCACACCUUCUCCAUCAUGGAGUCCUCUGUGCUGCUGACUAUGGCCUUGGACCGUUUUGUGGCCAUCAGCAACCCCCUGCACUAUGGCACCAUCCUCACGAGCCCCCGUGUUGCUAGCUUAGGCCUGGCCAGUGUGGUGCGCAGUGUCGGGCUUCACAUCCCUGCUCCCAUCAUGCUGAGGAAGCUGCCUUAUUGCCAGAAUCGCCUGCUUUCCCACUCCUACUGUCUGCACCCAGAUGUCAUGAAGCUGGCCUGUGUAGACACCCACAUCAACAGUGCCUAUGGUCUUUUUGUAGUGCUCUCUACACUAGGGUUGGACUCGGUGCUCAUUGUUCUCUCCUAUGUGCUGAUCCUCCAAACAGUGCUGUCCAUUGCCUCCAAAGCUGAGCGCCUUAAAGCCCUCAACACUUGUGUCUCCCAUAUCUGUGCUGUGCUGCUCUUCUACACACCGAUGAUUGGCCUGUCCAUGAUCCACAGAUUUGGGAGGUGGGCUUCCCCUUCCAGCCGGGUGCUGCUCUCCUACGUUCACUUUCUCAUACCUCCAGUGCUCAAUCCAGUAGUUUACACCAUUAAGACCAAGCAGAUCCGGCUGAGGAUGCUACGCUUCUUGGGGUCAGGUGGGGCUGGCAUCAGAGACACUUAG
Molecule: messenger RNA, 951 nt
Organism: Nyctereutes procyonoides (raccoon dog)
Lineage: Eukaryota; Metazoa; Chordata; Mammalia; Carnivora; Canidae
Product: olfactory receptor 51G2-like
Exons: 1
Coding region: 1-951 (316 amino acids)
Biological process (GO): G protein-coupled receptor signaling pathway
Cellular component (GO): membrane
Molecular function (GO): G protein-coupled receptor activity; olfactory receptor activity
Source: RefSeq, a predicted model, not a curated record